AUGGAUGGAGGACCACGGUUUUUACGACAAUGGAUGAAGGACCAAGGUUUUUACGACAAUGUAUGGGAGACUAAGGUUUUUACGACAAUAGAUGGGGGACCAAAGUUUUUACGACAAUGGAUGGGGACCUGGUUUUUACGACAAUGUAUGGGUGGCCAAGGUUGGGGGACUAAGGUUUUUUACGCCAAUAGAUGGUGGACCAAGGUUUUUACGCCAAUAGAUGGUGGACCAAGGUUUUAUCUGAGUGUGAAGAGGAAGAGUAGAAGAUCAAAAUGUCGGACGACGAAUCUCGACUACAUGACGAGGAUUGCGUGUCCGAAACACGUGUCGGUAGCAUGA
Lottia gigantea (owl limpet) is the source of this 339-nucleotide messenger RNA. RefSeq lists its product as hypothetical. NCBI's taxonomy places the organism in Eukaryota, Metazoa, Mollusca, Gastropoda, Lottiidae. The record is from RefSeq and is a predicted model, not a curated record. The transcript is spliced from 3 exons. Bases 1 to 339 code for a protein of 112 amino acids.